Messenger RNA from Alnus glutinosa, 1357 nucleotides. Its product is annotated as cycloartenol-C-24-methyltransferase-like. Gene Ontology annotation, biological process: sterol biosynthetic process. Gene Ontology annotation, cellular component: endoplasmic reticulum. The coding region runs from base 91 to 1134 and encodes 347 amino acids. Gene Ontology annotation, molecular function: sterol 24-C-methyltransferase activity. The record is from RefSeq and is a predicted model, not a curated record. Lineage: Eukaryota; Viridiplantae; Streptophyta; Magnoliopsida; Fagales; Betulaceae. The transcript has 14 exons.
UACUUCUCUCUCUCUCUCUCUGCUUUUGCCUUUGGAAUCUUCCGCCUCUCUCGAUAUCUCCACGUACGUGUGUGUGUUCGGUUUUGCCAAAUGUCGAAGGUAGGAGGAGCAUUUGAUCUCGCGUCAGGUGUGGGAGGGAAGAUGGAGAAGCGCGAUGUCCUCUCCGCCGUCGAAAAGUACGAGAAGUAUCAUGGCUACUAUGGUGGUGACGAGGAAGAGAGAAAAGCAAACUACACUGACAUGGUUAAUAAAUACUAUGAUCUUGUUACUAGCUUUUAUGAGUAUGGCUGGGGGGAGUCUUUCCAUUUUGCACAAAGAUGGAAAGGGGAGUCUCUUAGAGAGAGCAUCAAGCGACAUGAGCACUUCCUUUCCUUACAGCUAGGCCUAACGCCUGGACAAAAGGUUUUGGACGUUGGAUGUGGAAUUGGUGGACCACUAAGAGAAAUUUCUAGAUUCAGCUUAACAUCAGUUACGGGGGUGAACAACAAUGAAUAUCAGAUAUCAAGGGGAAAGGAACUAAACCGCAUUGCUGGAGUGGACAAAAUCUGCGAUUUUGUGAAGGCUGACUUCAUGAAAAUGCCAUUUCCUGACAAUACUUUUGAUGCAGCAUAUGCACUUGACGCUACUUGUCAUGCACCAGAUGCAUAUGGAUGCUACAAAGAAAUAUACAGGGUACUGAAACCUGGCCAAUGCUUUGCUGCAUAUGAGUGGUGCAUGACUGAUUCUUUCGAUCCCAAUAACCAAGAACAUCAAAAAAUAAAGGCAGAAAUUGAGGUUGGUAAUGGCCUUCCUGAAAUCAGGUUGACAAGAAAAUGCCUUGAAGCUCUCAAACAAGCAGGUUUUGAGGUCAUAUGGGAGAAAGAUCUUGCUGAGGACUCACAAGUCCCUUGGUACUUUGAUAUGGAUACAAGUCGCUUCACACUGAGUAAUUUCCGUAUAACUGCUGCUGGGCGUUUCAUUACAAGGAACAUGGUCAAGGCCAUGGAAUUUGUAGGACUUGCCCCAAAGGGAAGCCUACGUGUUCAAAUCUUUCUAGAGCAGGCUGCAGAUGGCCUAACUAAAGCUGGAAAGAGAGAGAUUUUCACACCAAUGUAUUUUUUCUUGGUCCGGAAGCCGCUCUCAAACAAUCAGUGACAUGUUAAUGUAAACUAAUAAACCUGAUGUCAUAGUCAGACAAUCAGUGGCAUGUUAAUGUAAACUCAUAAACUUGAUGUCAUAGUCAUGGAAUCUUGCCUGGGAUUCUGACAAGUUGAAAUGUAUGUUAGAGUCGGGUUUUUACCAAGCUAGAUGACUUUGUGGUCUCAACAGUAAACAUUUCAAUUGUGACAAAUAAUUUAUGGAACAACUUUUUUAACCA